Xyrauchen texanus (razorback sucker) is the source of this 2065-nucleotide messenger RNA. Its product is annotated as skin secretory protein xP2-like. The record is from RefSeq and is a predicted model, not a curated record. The transcript is spliced from 5 exons. NCBI's taxonomy places the organism in Eukaryota, Metazoa, Chordata, Actinopteri, Cypriniformes, Catostomidae. The coding region runs from base 69 to 1244 and encodes 391 amino acids.
GUAAUUUCGCUGGGGUGAGAGAAGUGCGUUGGUCACUGCUGCUGCACCUGUUGGCUUUUGCCCCUGCCAUGCCGAAGAGGAUGGAGAAAAACAAAGUGCUGGCAAAAAAGAGGCUACGGGUUCCCACUCAGAAAAUGAAGGACCUGAGCUCCCCUCCCCCAAAUGAGCAAUCUGGUUGUGUUGCAUUUGUCAGAUGGGAGGAUGGUUAUACCGGCAAAAUCUUUAAAGGAUCUGACAUUUUGGCAAGAGAUGAGGCUCCUGUGCAGCUGCAAGAUCUUAGAUCAGGAGACCCUGUUUUAGCAAAGUGGUCAGAUGGUAAAUUUUAUAAGGCCACUGUUGAAUAUAUUUCAGGGGAAGAUCAGGCUAAGCUGCCAAAAGGCCACCCAACUCCACAGGAGUCCUUUUUAAAUAUUUUAAAAGGCGAUGAGCCAUCAGACAUAACGUCAGGGUCUGACACCAUUAUAAUAGAUAGGAGCCCACUGUCUGAGCAUGGCGAGAAAAUCCCAUCGCUGAAUCCAUCACCUGACGGGGGACUUGCAACAGGCCGCAACACAGCUGGACCACCACCCUAUGGCUCUGCCAAAGGGGGGACCAUUGGUCCAUCACCCUACAGAGGCCAUACACCCAGCCCAUCACUGUAUGACCUCAACACCUCUGGUCCAUCACCUGGUGGAGGCCAUACACCCAGCCCAUCACUGUAUGACCUCAACACCUCUGGUCCAUCACCUGGUGGAGGCCAUACACCCAGCCCAUCACCGUACAGCCUCAACACCUCUGGUCCAUCACCUGGUGGAGGCCAUGCAGCCAGUCCAUCAGCGUACAGCCUCAACACCAUUGGUCCAUCACCCUACAGAGGCCAUGCACCCAGCCCAUCACCGUACAGCCUCAACACCUCUGGUCCAUCACCUGGUGGAGGCCAUACACCCAGCCCAUCACUGUAUGACCUCAACACCUCUGGUCCAUCACCUGGUGGAGGCGAUACACCCAGCCCAUUACUGUUUCAUGCACUUUUUGAUCAUUUCUUCACUGUUGAGGAGUGUCAAAAUGCAGUGCCCUUUGGUCGCCCUGGCAACAACCCCUCAGGAAAGGAAGGAAAGCAGGUCCUUGACCGUAAAAAAGUUGACGGAAUCCUAACUUAUGUCCUGAGAUGUGCAACUCUACCGGACUGGGAACCAAUUGAGGAGGCCAAGCUCAAGAAAGCCUUUGUGAACAAAUGUAGGGCCAUAGCAGGCUCCAAGGAGUAGGCCACUGAUAUAGCCUGUCCUAUGUGGACCGCUAUCUCUCUCUCUCUACCCCUUCUUUUAUUUUUCUUAUUCAUUUUCAUGGUAAUAUGUUAAUAUAGUUAGUAGUAGUAGGCAACGGGACCGCCAGACCGGUAAUGACCAUGGCAAAUUCACAUACGGUAGUCUACUGCCGGCAACGGCACCGAUCGGGUCAGAAUGAACACCAUCAACGACAACAACUCCUAUUGGCUGCUCCCAUUCACCUCUGGUUCAACCUCGGAGUUGGUACAUUCCCUUUCUGGUUGUUGAUAUUUGUAAAUUUGUCUUGGUGUUUGUAAAAGUGUGUUCUUGGUAAUUUGUUUUCUGAAAUUUAAAUUUGUUUCGGGACUUGUAAAUGUGUUAUGGUAAUGUCAUUUGUUUUAUGAUAUGUAAAAAUGUUUUCUAAAAUUUAAAUUGGUCUCAAGCUCUGUAAAAGUGUUUCAGAUUUUGUAAUGUUAGUUUGCACCUCCAGGCCACCGUACUUUUCAUGUGUGUGUGAGCCAAACAUUAUUGUUCCAUGUGCUAGUCAGUGUUUUAUUUUUACAAUCUGGAAGUGUUGUACUGUACUGUACUAGUGAUGUCCCCACACUCUAGCACCUACAUCUGAGGAGUGAGCUGAGUUGGUACAAGUGUACCUUACUAUAGUUAGCAUUCUAACCAAACCCUGUUAUCUUUUCAUGUUGGUUUUGCACCUCCAGGCCACCAUACUUUUCAUGUGUGAGCCUAACAUUGUUGUUCCACGUAUCCCACGUUCCACUUGCUGGUCAGUGUUUUUUGUUUUGAAGUGUUGUACUGGUGUUACA